CACAAGGAAAAUUCCCCUUGCUUUAAACUUAUUUAAAUAACUCUUUUUAUUUAAAUUAGAACAAUUACCUUUACUUAUCAGUGCGUCAAAUAGCUUCGAAGUAUUUCAAAAACAUAAUGUCCAAGAGCAAAAUAUUUAAUAUCUCAAGCGAAGUUGACAAAAGUGUCACUGAAAACAAGCACCGUCACGUCACAGACACAACAGACAUUUACAAUGCCGAUUUUGAGACUGCAAUUUCUGCCACAAAAUUCGGGAAAUUCAACAUAUUUCUCUUUUUGCUUUUAAUUCCUUCAGGAUGGACCAAUAUGUUAGAAACGACAACAAUGUCAUAUGUUUUUCCUGCAGCACAUUGUGAUUUAGAUUUAUCAUUGAGCAACAGGGGAUCUUUGAAUGCUAUUACUUUUGUUGGCAUGGUUUCCAGUGGUUUCAUUUGGGGUUUUUUGUGUGACACGCUGGGAAGGAAAAAACUGAUGAUUACUGGUUACCUGUUAGAUGCUGCAUUUGUUAUAAUGAGUUCGUUUUCUCAAAACUAUACACUUCUGCUAAUUUUCAAAUUUUUUGGUGGAUUUAUAAUCAACGGGCCGUUUUCUGCGUUAACUGCAUACUUAUCGGAAUUUCAUUGCUCCAAGUAUCGUUCAAAAGUUCAGUUAGUGAGAGGAAUGAUCGUUAGUUGUGGAACAAUGGCACUGCCUUUGCUAGCGUGGGCAAUUUUACCACAAGAUAUUUCUAUUAACCUUUUUAAUGACACAGUAGUGCUACACUCUUGGAACAUAUUUUUAUUGGUAUGUGCCAUCCCAUCUUUAAUUAGUGGAAUAAUAUUUAUCUUCAUGCCAGAGAGUCCUAAAUUCUUAAUGACAGUAGGACGCAAUGAAGAAGCAUUGGCAAUUUUUAAAAAAGUUUACUCUCUUAACACUGGAAAUAAAGAAAAAUUUCCGAUUCAAAGUCUGCAAGAUGAAACAAAAACUGAAAGAUUAGAAACUCAAAAACAUGGAGGACAUAUUACUGCUGGAAGAAACAAAACUCAAGCGCUAAAGGAAGGUUUCCAACAAAUAAAACCGUUAUGUUUUCCUCCCCAUCUGAAACAUAUUAUUUUAGUAUGUUCUAUUCAGUCAGUAAUUAUGUUAACAGUAAAUACUUUGAGGUUGUGGUUGCCUCAGAUAUUUCAGUCGAUCAGUGACUACCAAUACUACAACAAUGGUACUACAGCUAGUCUAUGUACUAUGUUGGAAGCACUUAGGCCGUCCACACAUUCUAACAUCACCUGCCACGUAAAUUUCUCCCCAUCAGUUUACUUGAAUACGAUAAUUGUUGCAGGAGUAUCAAUAUCUGGUUAUGCGAUAGCUGGUUCGAUUAUUAACAAAACAGGAAAAAAAAUGCUCUUAGGAAUUCUUUCACUAAGUGGAGGAGUAUGCGCCAUGUCGAUAUAUUUUUCCAAAAAUACAGCUAUGGUUGUAACAUUAGCCUCUUUAUUUCUAUCAACGGGAGGUAUUUGUGGAAACGUAAUCUUGACAGUUGUAAUAGAUUUAUUUCCGACAUCAUUGAGAGCUGUGACGAUAUCUCUGGUAUUGAUGUUUGGCCGCUCAGCAUCCAUGGUUGGAAAUUUGAUUUUCCCGCUCUUACUUUCAUUGGGUUGCGCACCGCCAUUUUUCACAAUUGGAUCCAUACUAAUAUUGUGUUCCUUACUUGUCAUGUUUUUGCCGAAUACCGAUCGAAAAGCUUUAGAAUGAAGACGACCGUACUGUAAGAAUGUGAUAAUUACUUCAGAAAAAUUUUUUACUCUUUUAUAUUUGACUAGACGACAAGCCAAGGUUUGACACCUUUUUAGCUUCUAAUUCUCUAGAUGAAGAACUCUGAUAUUAUUAAUGUAUUAAAAAUGUUGUCGUAUAAUGGUCAAUAAAAAACCAAAAAAAUUAAAAUGCAAAUUGUUUUACAACUAGGUACGAGUAGUUCAACUUCCAUGUUAUAAGGUUUUCGAUUUUAAAUUUAAAUAUAUUUGACGAAAAAUAUUUUUUACUAAAUUUUAACGUUAAGAAGCUUUUCUUCAGUAUGUAUACAAACCAAAUUUGAAGCAAAACUCUGAGAACAGUGGGUAAGGCUUCCACGAAACGAUUAUGUAUAUGUGUGUGUACAUGACAUACAGAGGUAUAUACAUAGUAUAACUAUAUUUACAUAAGUACAGACAUUACGUCUAUAUAUUCUACAAAAGGAAUUCUAUCAACUCAACUCUCCGGACCACCCGUCUUUCCCCGCUUUCCAAGACGUUAUUGUUCCACCAUAAACUUUUAUCCCCAUCUUUUGGCUUCAUAUUUUUACGAAAUAAACCCAUACGGCGCUCCGGUACGACGUCUAUGGGUUCUAGUAUAUACGGCGACGAUGACUCAUUGUCCAUGACGGCGUCCGGAGAAGAGCCUGGAAGCGGAUGUCGCGACGGGUGUUCGAGAAUAAGCCUAAAACCGGUGACAAAGACUUUCGAGAAGGACCGUACAGCUGUUUAAAUGAGACCCACCGUCGGGAACAGUUAGUAUACUGCAAAUAACGAGAGAUGGAUUCAGUCGAGUUGGUUCAGUGAAGACAGAGUUUAGCCAAAUUGCGCUGGAAUUAUUUUGUACAUAAUCGCUGUGUAAUGAGUCGUGUAAAUUCGAGUUAUUAAGAAAUAAAUUGUUGAAUUUAA
Zophobas morio is the source of this 2671-nucleotide messenger RNA. RefSeq names its product synaptic vesicle glycoprotein 2B-like. The coding region runs from base 117 to 1727 and encodes 536 amino acids. NCBI's taxonomy places the organism in Eukaryota, Metazoa, Arthropoda, Insecta, Coleoptera, Tenebrionidae. Gene Ontology annotation, molecular function: transmembrane transporter activity. The transcript is spliced from 10 exons. The record is from RefSeq and is a predicted model, not a curated record. Gene Ontology annotation, biological process: transmembrane transport. Gene Ontology annotation, cellular component: membrane.